AUGGCGUCCUCAGUCACAAUCUACAAAGCAAAUAAAGUAACGAGUUCAGAGAUGCUGAAGAUGCUUCAUCAAUACGCCGCCUGUUUCCAAAGCCACGGCGUAAAGCCAGGCGACAAAGUGCUCGUACAUGUGGACGAUUCGCUGGAAAGUUUCAUUGCCAUGUACGGAGUCGUGUUUGCUGGAGGAGUCGUCAUACCAUCUGAGCUGGCAUCAGAACAAGGCGAACUGCUGAUGAAAAUAAAGGACGGAAAGGCCAGUCACGUGCUCACCACACCAAACGAAGCCGACCUUCUGAAAGAGUUAACUCAAGACACGCAUAUUCGGAUCACAACGCUUUUUGCUAGCACCACAUUCAUACACCGGCUUGCCGCGCACAGUAUUGAGAGUGGAAUACGCCUUCCCAACGUAAGGAACGUAGUAGUCAUUGCCCUUUGCGUAACAGAAAAGGCCGCAGAAACGAUAUUUUCAGCGUUCUGCCUAAAAAGCUUCAGGAGCAUGUACGGGACAACGGAACUCUCGAAUGUGAUCUCCUGGAUGCCACGCGACACAAUGGAAUACAAAACAAUCGGUUUCCCGGCUCCAGAUGUGCAAAUGAUGGUUGUUGACAUAGACACUGGAAAAGUUCUCGGACCCAAGGAACACGGCGAGCUCUGGGUUAAGUCACCCACAAAUAUGAGAGCCUACUACAACAACCCAGACGCGACUGCUGAAGUGAUCACUCCGGAGGGAUGGCUGCGAACAGGGGACAUCGUCUAUUACGACGAAACUGGAAGGUUCUACGUCGUAGAACGUAUUAAGCAAUUCUUUCACUGCAUGGAACGGCAAGUUGCCCAGUCGGAAAUCGAAGCCGUUCUGUUGUCUCACGAGGGUGUCGAAGAAGCAGCCGUGAUCGAUGUUCCACACCCGGAAUACAGCGAUGUGGCAAAAGCUUUCGUCAUCCUGAAGCAGUCUUACAGAGGACCCGGGAGAACCAGUACCCAGGAGCUGCAACAGUUCGUCGCAGGUAACGGAAUUUCGUGA
Ixodes scapularis (black-legged tick) is the source of this 1020-nucleotide messenger RNA. RefSeq names its product 4-coumarate--CoA ligase-like 2. The coding region runs from base 1 to 1020 and encodes 339 amino acids. NCBI's taxonomy places the organism in Eukaryota, Metazoa, Arthropoda, Arachnida, Ixodida, Ixodidae. The transcript is spliced from 6 exons. Gene Ontology annotation, molecular function: CoA-ligase activity. The record is from RefSeq and is a predicted model, not a curated record.